UUGGGUGUAUUCAGUGUACCGUACAUUCCUACUCGCCAGAUCAAAUGUUGUGACUGUCAGGUCUCGCCAUUUUUGACCAGAAGGCUCAUUUUAAAACUGCACCGCUUUAACGAAUCUCUGGAUAUUUUACCGAACGAAAACGCUAUGGGAAACUGCCAUACAGUCGGACCAAACGAAGCGUUGGUAGUCUCCGGUGGUUGCUGUGGAUCCGAUAAUAAGUCCUACACAGUCGGAGGAUGGGUCUGGGCAUGGUGGCUCCUCACAGACAUUCAAAAAAUUUCUCUGGAAAUAAUAACCGUCCUGUGUCGCUGUGAGAAUAUCGAAACGUCGGAGGGCGUCCCCCUGGAUGUGACCGGGGUAGCUCAGGUCAAGGUAAUGACCGACCAUGAGCUACUGUCUCUUGCCUGCGAACAGUUCCUGGGUAAAUCUGUGGUGGAAAUUAAAGGUGUCAUCCUGCAGACACUGGAAGGUCAUCUGCGCUCCAUUCUGGGCACUCUGACAGUGGAGCAGAUUUACCAGGACCGAGAUCAGUUUGCCAGCCUCGUGAGAGAGGUGGCAGCUCCUGAUGUGGGUAGGAUGGGUAUUGAGAUUCUCAGCUUCACUAUUAAGGAUGUCUAUGAUAGAGUGGAUUAUCUGAGCUCAUUGGGAAAGACCCAGACAGCGGCUGUGCAAAGAGACGCAGACAUUGGUGUAGCGGAGGCAGAGAGAGAUGCUGGAAUCCGGGAAGCAGAAUGCAAGAGGGAGAUGAUGGAUAUUAAGUUCCUGGCAGACACUAAAAUGGCAGACUCAAAGAGAGAGCUGGAGAUGCAGAAAGCUGCUUUCAACCAGGAAGUCAAUACGAAGAAAGCCGAGGCCCAGUUGGCCUAUGAGCUGCAGGCAGCUAAGGAGCAGCAGAAGAUCCGUUUAGAGGAGAUUGAGAUCGAAGUUGUGCAGAGAAAGAAACAGAUCACCAUUGAAGAAAAUGAAAUCCUCCGGACAGAGAAGGAGCUGAUCGCCAUGGUGAAGAGGCCUGCCGAGGCCGAGGCCUACAAGAUGCAGCAGCUGGCUGAAGGACAAAAAGUGAAGAAGGUGCUGACAGCACAGGCUGAAGCUGAGAAGAUCAAGAAGAUUGGAGAAGCUGAAGCAGGUUCGAUUGAAGCUGUGGGUAAAGCCGAAGCAGAGAAGAUGAGGCUGAAAGCUGAAGCCUACCAGCAGUACGGAGCGGCAGCGAAAGUCGCACUGGUCCUAGAGGCACUGCCCAAGAUUGCUGAAAAGGUGGCAGCUCCACUGGGUAAGACCAACGAGAUCGUCAUUCUGAGCGGCGAUAACAGUCGCGUGACUGGUGAAGUGAACCGUCUGUUGGCCGAACUGCCGGUUACAGUUAACGCCCUCACAGGAGUCGACCUGACAAAGAUUCCUUUGUUGCAGAAAAUGACCACUCCUCAUGCAUGAAGAUUCUUGACCUCUUUGGCCUUUUAGUCACAGUUUAAAAACUCUUUAAUGCCUUACCAGGAUAUUCGGUCCUGGCUGAAAAGGAGAGGUGUUAUUUUAUCCCUAGUGCCACCUUUGUUUAGGAACAGACUGUGUCCAUUGUUUCUCUCUUUUUGUAUGUUCCUAUGGUGUUCUUUAUCCUAUUUAACAUGUUUUAUAAAUCCAGCUAAAUGAUUAGUAUACAGCAGUUCUGAAACGGUUAAUUUGAGCAAAACAUAGGAGAGCGUUUAUCCUAUUUGAAUUGGGCCACGAGUUAAUGAGAGCAUAAUAGCUGGCUUUGUUUUGUUUUGUUUUGUUUUUAUUUUUCAGUUUACACUAAAAAACGAUGAACCUCGGCUGUUACACUAACAUCGAUUCAAUCAAACUGCAUCAGGUUCAUUCAGGUGUGAAGACACCAGGUUUAUUUUUGUUCAGCUGUUUAAAAACACGCAUAAUCAGUUUACUAUACAAAUGCAACAUUAUGCAUCCGUAACAAUUCACCAUAUCGUCCAGCAUCAAAUUCCACAUUUAUUUUUUUGUAAAUGUUAUGUAAGUUGAUGUCGCUUGAGAUCACGUGUUUGUAUAACAGAUGUUUACUUACCAAACUGUAGUUUCAUCAACAGUUAAUCACCAAAUGCCUAAAUUAGCUUUAGCCAGAGUACAUCCACCUACAUGUCGGUAGGAAAAUGAAGCAGUCUUUCGUAUUUUUUUUAAUGAGAUUGGAUUGUAUUAGUGCUUUGUGUUGUUUCACACUUUAUAAUAUUUUAUAUGUAGGCGUUCUUACAUUUUUUUUUGUGUGUGUAUUUUUGUGUUUAACGUCAGCGUAAAAACAAGGCUAAGACAGACGUGUGUAUAAAAUUUGUCAUAUAUGUUUUUUUGUGUUAAAGGUAAAUGUUAGCUGUUUCUGUCUGCUGCUCCGGUUGUCCAGGGCUUUAAUGUUAAAAUCAGAUAUAUAGUGCAUUUAAAAAGCUUUGAAAUUAAACCAAUACAAAUUCUGUAUUGUGAAAUUUAAGGGAAAUACACGGCUUUAUGUGUGCACAGUAGUGUAAAGGUUCGGUCACAGCUCGAAUGGGACCAUAACAGCUCACUGUUCUGUUUUUUUCUUCAAGUUAAUGAAUAGCUGAAGCAGAUAGUCAGUGUUUUAAGAGACUUAAAGGAUAAUGGACUAACAUGGUCUAAAAGGCUUUAAAGUUUCAUUUUGUAGCUUGACUAUUCUGCAAAGGUUUGGCUGGUACAUGUUCAAUUUUAGAUACAAGAAAAAAAGUUUUUUAUUUAUGUCAGUACAAUACAUUUAUUUUGAAGCUAUGAGAAAUUAAUUAACGAAUAUAAAUUGAAACCUGUUAAAAAAAAAGUCUAUUUUUUUCUCUUCUUCUGGAAAGUGUUUUGGAUGAUUGUCUUUAUCAGUUUAAACAUUUAUAUUUCGACCAACUAUUUCAGGUAUUUCUAAUCUUUGCUUAUUUUUUUUUUAUGAAUACUAGGGAAAUGUAACAAUACAUAUAAAUAGAUGACGAUUCUAGCUGCGUCUGCGACAUAUAAAAGGCUGAAUAAAGAGCGAUGGGAGACUAUGCAAUAUUUUUGUAACAAUCAGCGUGCUGCCUUGUUCAACACAACUCGUGAUUGAAUGCUUUUCCACUUCCUUAUAAUUUGUCGUAUCUUGAGCGAGUCAUAUUUAGCUAACCCUAAGAUGAGAAAAUGUGAAAUGCCUUUCACUACUGUAUACUUAUACCUCACGCAUAUUCAUAUUAAAAAAGUCAGUACAACAAUUUAUGUAGAAACUCAAAUAAAAUGCUUGACAGAAA
Molecule: messenger RNA, 3248 nt
Organism: Tachysurus vachellii
Lineage: Eukaryota; Metazoa; Chordata; Actinopteri; Siluriformes; Bagridae
Product: flotillin-2a
Exons: 11
Coding region: 145-1431 (428 amino acids)
Biological process (GO): protein localization to plasma membrane; regulation of myoblast differentiation
Cellular component (GO): plasma membrane
Source: RefSeq, a predicted model, not a curated record